CCAGAGGAAUUGGAGGCAAAAUUUCUACGGAACAGUUUUCAGAUGUACGGCAGGGUUGUUGAUGUGUAUCUCCCGAGCAAACGAGAUAAGAGAGGGAAGAGGUAUGGUUUUGUGCGGCUAAUAGGAGUCAAGGAUGAGAUUCAAAUGGAGAGGAGGCUGAAUGAGAUUUGGAUUGGCUCCAUGAAUAGAUUGGUCCAACCGGGGCAUUCAUACGCACAAGCAGUGAAGGGACAAGGAAAAAGGGAGGAUAAGGUAGCAGAACACCUUCAGGAAAAGGUAAAAGAAGCAGUCCUGGAAAAGGAAGUUGUCAAAACAGGGAUACAGGAAAAUAUGGAGGUAGAAAAAACAGAGGAAAUUAUUGAAUACACCCCAACGAAAGAAGAGCUGCAAUGGCUUGAGGGUGGCAUGGUGGCAGUGGUGAGGUCAAUGGCGCUGGUGUCCGAGAUUCAAGAGCAAAUGGACGCUGAUGGAGGCUCAAUCACGUUAUCACCAAUUGGCGGUAGACGGGUGUUACUAACUGAAAGAGUUGCAGGGUUUUUAUCCGAUUAUAUGAAGCAUAAUCAGGAGUUGUUUGGAUUAUGGUUUGAGUCUAUAAAACCAUGGGAGACGGCACCAGAGGAGAAAAGCCGAAUGAUGUGGGAUACAAAGAAGAAAUCAAUCUUAUGGGAUGGGAGAGUACUGAUCUUAUGCUCAGAUUCUAGUAAAAUCUCAAAACAAGUUAAGUUGAAGGUGGAAGAGCAAGUGUACGAGAUAGAGAUAGUUGAAGAGGAAUGGCACUCCGAUCCGGAUUGGUGGCUAUCGGAGAAUGAUCAGAGAAGUGACCUGGAAACGGAGUCCGAUUACUCAAACUCGUGGUGUCAGAAUGAGGAUCAAGAACUGGAUUCGGAUGUGAUUGGCGACGACGAGGACACAAGUAACGGGUCAGAGCAUUUAAUGAAGGAUUUGGUUUCAAUUUCAAAUCCGAGGAUGGCAACGGUAAUGGAGAAAUGUAAUCAAAGUGUGCAAGAGGUAGAGUUGGAUGGGAAUGCAAGCUUUGAGCUGUCCGAGGAAGGUGGGCCACAAAGACUGAGUUGUGGUGGGCUAGAAGAAAACAAUGGGCUGACUAAUAGGAUGGACUGGGGACUGAUCACGGAAAUGAGCAUAGAAGAGCCCAUUUUACAUGCUCAAAACCAGACAGAUUCACCAUCAAUACAGAAAUCGGGAAACUCAAAAAAGGUGAGCAAAAAACAAAGGCUUCUUAAAGAAUGUUAUCCAGAGAGUAUGGAGGAAAUCUGGGCAAAAGCAGUAUUGAGAGUAACACCAAGAACAAGGCAACGACAGGAACGGAGAGAGGGAUCUAGCCAAGCUGGGGAUGAAAAGGUAUGCAACGCUGUUGCUGUUUCUAUUUCAGAUGGUUGUAUUGAAAAUAGAAAUAGGGUGUUGCAAAGGGAGAUGAAUAUGCAUGAGGUGCGUCGGAUGAUGGGGGUGGGGAGGAGGUUGGGUUUAAAUUUUGGUAAUAAUGAGGAUGAGAUUCAAUCAAAGUUACUAGAGGUCAUAGAUCAAGAAGGGGCAAGGCGGAGAGACAUGUCGGGGCUACAGAAAAAGGUUACUUUGUGGGAGGAGCUGAGGAGUAUGGUGACAGACAACGAGGGAUGUUGGUUGAUAGCAGGGGAUUUCAAUGCAGUGAGAGGACCAGGGGAGAGACGAGGAAGAACAGGAGAAAGCCCGGACAUGAAGGACUUUGAUGAGUUUAUUGUGUCAACUGAUUUGGUGGAUGUCAAAUUAACAAAUAGAAGGUAUACAUGGUACAAGCCAGAUGGUACAGCAAGGAGUAGAUUGGACAUAUUUUUAUUGAGUACUAAGAUGAGUAAUUUGGAAGGGGAGUGGAUACAGCAAGGAUUGCCAAGGAAUAUCUCUGAUCACUGUGCAAUUGUGUUGAAGUCUAGAUCAGCAGAUUGGGGACCAAGACCUUUCCGGGUUUUGGAUGCAUGGCAACAACAUCUAGAUUUCAAGAAGUUUGUAGAAGAUAAAUGGAGUGAGAUGGAGGUUGAGGGUUUUGUAGGGUAUAAAUGCCAGCAAAAGCUGAAAUUGCUCAAAGGAUUCUUAAAAGGUUGGAACAAGGAAGUCUUUGGGAACAUGGAAACUCAAUAUGAACAGGCGGUAAAAAAGAUUGAGCAGGUGGAUAUGCAGAAUGAGAUAUCUGAUUUGGAAGAUGCUGAGAUUGUGAAGAGGCAAGAAGGUUUUUCCAAGAUGUGGGAAGUUUUGAGAAAGAAGGAACUUAUAUGGAAGCAGAAAUCAAGAAAUAUUUUAGAAGCCUGUUUCAAGGAGUCAUGGAAUAGACCCAAGCCUGGGGAUAUUAGAUUCCACCAGAUCUCUGAGGAGAAAAAGGAUUGGCUAGAAAGACCUUUUUCAGUUGAAGAAAUCGAGGAAGGGUUAAGGAGCUGUGAUGGUUCAAAGGCACCGAGACCUAACGGAUACAAUUUCAACUUCCUUAAAUUUGCGUGGCACUACAUAAAGGAGGACUUCAUCAAUUUUUUUUCUGAAUUCCAUCGUAAUGAGUCUAGGCUUUGGAACAAAGUGGAGAGGCUGGGGAGGAGGACAGUGCCUAUAGGUGGUGCCAUCAAGCUCGACCGUCCAUCCAGCCUCGCGAGCCAAGGCAGCGAGCACAUCGUUCAUGUCCGCACGCGCAGGGAGAGGGAAAUUACCAUAUUGUCUGAGACCGGCCAGCAUAUGGCUAGUGAUGGCACGGCGGUGUCGCUCUCUGAGCUUCGUCCUUUCCUUCUCCUUCUCCCUCUCUCUUUUCCCUUUGGCGGAGGCAAGUGCAUUAGGUGAGGCCUCUGCCGCCGUAGCAGCGGCGGUGGCAGCAAAUCGGCGAGGGCGUCGGGGUUGAGGCUGAAUUGCGGGAUCCUUCAAAUAUUCCUAUUCAGUUUGGCCACAGUCAGUUUAGGUUUUUUGAAAAUAUAUAAAUAAGUCCUUCCAGUUUUU
Messenger RNA from Rubroshorea leprosula, 2964 nucleotides. NCBI's taxonomy places the organism in Eukaryota, Viridiplantae, Streptophyta, Magnoliopsida, Malvales, Dipterocarpaceae. The record is from the annotation of a GenBank genome assembly.